UCUACUCACAUCUCCUCUCAUCUACACCUUUUGCCUCACUUCUAACUCACUCUCCUAAUCGCAAAUUCUAGGGUUAGGGUUUUCAUUUCUAAGCAUAUUAGAAAAUGAGUUCUACUGGUUCAACCAAGGGUGGGAGGGGCAAGCCCAAGGCUUCCAAAUCCGUUUCUAGAUCACAGAAAGCUGGCCUUCAAUUUCCUGUUGGAAGAAUUGCUCGAUUUCUCAAAGCUAGCAAAUAUGCUGAGCGUGUUGGUGCCGGUGCUCCAGUCUACCUCUCUGCAGUGCUUGAAUAUCUGGCAGCCGAGGUUUUGGAACUGGCCGGUAAUGCUGCCAGAGACAACAAGAAGAAUCGUAUUGUUCCUAGGCAUAUUCAGCUUGCGGUGAGGAAUGAUGAGGAACUGAGUAAGCUUUUGGGGUCUGUCACCAUUGACAAUGGAGGUGUGUUGCCCAAUAUUCAUCAAACUCUUCUUCCCAAGAAGGUUGGCAAGGGGAAAGGCGAAAUUGGGUCUGCCUCUCAAGAGUUUUAGGGUUUUAAUGACUCUUUUUAGAAAAAUAGGUUAAUUUCGUUUUGGUUGUAAUAUACUUGGUUUCGUUUAUCUCUAUAUAUUUCCCGAGAGGUUAAGUGUUUCUCAGUCCGAUGAACUAAAUGAUGUAUGUCUUUUUGGAUGUAUAUGAGAAAUGAAAAUUGGUGUUUUUGAUCGUUUUAA
Molecule: messenger RNA, 704 nt
Organism: Vigna umbellata (rice bean)
Lineage: Eukaryota; Viridiplantae; Streptophyta; Magnoliopsida; Fabales; Fabaceae
Product: histone H2AX
Cellular component (GO): nucleosome
Molecular function (GO): protein heterodimerization activity; DNA binding; structural constituent of chromatin
Source: RefSeq, a predicted model, not a curated record